AUGACAUAUAAUAAUUCAGUUCUUGUGGGAAAUUGGAGUGAAGAAAGGCUUAAAAACGAAUAUGAAUUUAAAUUAUUUUUGAGAAAACGUGACAGAAGAGAGCUGUUACUUCAGAAAUCUCGGACAUUAUUCAGCAAUUUAUUAAAAGAGAGGCCCCUUGCCAUAAGUGGAUCAUUCGUGCAAUUUGGGUUCAACGUCCAAUUAGUUGCGUCUGAUAUGCCAGCUAAACCUGUGGUUCCUGGUACUAAGCCACAAUACGGUCUGGCAUUAUCUAGCUUAGUACGAGAGCGUCAAGUGGACUAUACACAGAAUAUAUGUGAUGGAUGUAUGAUGACCCUAUCUCCUAUCACUACACCUUGUUGCCGGAAUACAUUCCUUAUCGUCAGUGUACAUGGCGAAGACUUUCGUGGCAAACUAAAUUACGGCGAUGAAUUCCUGCUCAGAGCAGAGAAUUAUGGAGAUCCUGAGGCAGCACCAUUGUACGUUCGAUACACCUCAGCUGUAACGCCAGAGCCAAGAGAUCGUAUGCCUCUUCGGUUAAGCGCGACCAAAGACAGUAAUUGUCGCUUCACAGCAAUGCCCUUGUUGCCUUGUGAUCGCAUUGAAGGUUUUGGUAGUCCAGUCAAGACUAGUGCUCGUCUCAUCAUAAAAAAUUGUAUCGCUGACCAAAGUUUGUGUGUUAUGAAUCAAAACUGGAUACAGACUUUUUUUGGGGCGGAGUGUGGAGUUACUUGCCGGAACUACAUCGACAUCCAUGGAAGAUUUACAGCGGAGAACAUAUUUACAAUGGUCAGCGAUGUUGAAACCAAAUCAAAAAAAUAG
Messenger RNA from Arctia plantaginis, 822 nucleotides. Lineage: Eukaryota; Metazoa; Arthropoda; Insecta; Lepidoptera; Erebidae. The record is from the annotation of a GenBank genome assembly.